Thunnus maccoyii (southern bluefin tuna) is the source of this 1510-nucleotide messenger RNA. RefSeq lists its product as uncharacterized. The record is from RefSeq and is a predicted model, not a curated record. Lineage: Eukaryota; Metazoa; Chordata; Actinopteri; Scombriformes; Scombridae. The transcript is spliced from 4 exons. The coding region runs from base 751 to 1317 and encodes 188 amino acids.
AGUGAAGUACGACGUCUUGCUCUCCUGAACAAAGUAUGAUAGUAAAUACUCUCAGUUUCUGGUUAUUGCUCCUUCAAACUUUAAAAAAAUCACUCUCCAGUAUUUUCAUGGAGACGACUCAGAGCUGCACUGCUUUUUGUGAGGGUGUAAAGGGCAGACGAUGGGAAGCAAAGACAGAUGAAAAGCUCCAUAACUCAAGUUUCGAGGAGACCACAGUGCAUUACUCUAGAAACCUGAUCCUGCUAGCAGAGCGAGGUUACAUGUACAGCUGCUGAUAUAUACCUGUCUGUUCCAUAAAGGGAGUUAAGAGGAGGAGAAGAGACGAAAACAGAGUCAAUUAUGAGACAUAUCUGAAAGAGGAGGACGUGCCACACAUCUGGCAGCAGCUGGAUGUCAUAGUGCGAGUGGGAAGGAGAGACAGAAAGUAAAAGUUGGGAGAGUGUUGGGAUGUGAAGAUACGACAGCUCUCCACAGAAGAAGAGUUUUUUAAGCGUCCCUGCACUGGACCUGCACACUCUCGUCCUAAUUAUAUUACAGCUGCGAGCCGAGGGUGGAGAGAGCAUCAGAGAAAACGAGAGAGAGAGAGAGAGAAAGAGAGAGAGAGGGGAAGAAAUCAGGAGAAAAGUGCGCGGCAGUGACAGAACGGAGAGAAGCAGCUGGUAUUCAAACCACACAGAAGAAGGACUUCCUGCUGAGACUUGAAGCAUCAUCAUCAUCAUUUCAAGUUGAGGAGUGUCUGCUCUGCUCGUCAUGGCUCCUCCCGCUCUGUUGAUGGUGCUGAUGGUGGUUUCCAUGGCAACUGGGGCCCGUUCAGUCAGCAGCGAGGAGGAGAACGAACUGGAUUAUGGGUACUGGAACUACAGAGAGGGAGCUGAUAGAGUCAACGUGGCCUCGGUACGCAGUGUGACCAGAGUUUUAGACGCCUGGGGAAAACGCAUUUUCAAUGAGAUCAAGACUCUGCUGCACUCACAGCCCAGCACACUGCUGCCUGACUACUCCAGGGUGCGCCCUCUGUCCGAGUCCGUCAACGACCUGUUCAGAGAAGUCUCCCUGCUGCACCGGCGCAUCACCGAGCUCAGCCAUCGCCUAGCAACCCUGGAACCUUUCCUCCGUCUCCACGGCUACCGAGAGGAGGGGGAGGAGGGGGCGAGAGGAGGCCGGGCUCUGAGCCUGAGAGGGGAGGUGCCAAGCCUGGCCCGGUUCAGACCGAGGCCCGGACUGAGGGGGAGCCCACCGAGGGGGAGCCGGGUGGUGAGGAAGCGACGGCUGAGAGUGUUGAAAGACGGGGGAGGGAAGGUGGUCCAGACUGAGACAUAGAGUGGACAGGAGGAAGGUAAAGAGAGGGAAAGUUUCAGAUUUUGCAAAUAUUAUAUAAUGUGUGAAAUAUAUCUUUGAAAUGUGCAGAUUUUCUUUUUUUUUUUUUAAACAACAAUAACUUGUCCUGUGAGGUCAGGACUGAUUUUGUAGUCAAUGAGAUAACUUCUUGAAUAAACUCUUGUGAUUGUCACUA